This is a messenger RNA of Choloepus didactylus (southern two-toed sloth), 2461 nucleotides long. RefSeq names its product outer dynein arm docking complex subunit 4 (gene ODAD4). The transcript has 13 exons. The record is from RefSeq and is a predicted model, not a curated record. Bases 58 to 2259 code for a protein of 733 amino acids. Gene Ontology annotation, molecular function: protein binding. NCBI's taxonomy places the organism in Eukaryota, Metazoa, Chordata, Mammalia, Pilosa, Megalonychidae. Gene Ontology annotation, cellular component: cytoplasm.
UUCUAGGGCUUCUUUUCCUUUCCUUUCUUCGCUUUGGCGUCUCCAAAUCCGGUCAGCAUGUCGGACCCAGAAACUGAGGGCUUGCGAAGCACCUUUCCCUCUUAUAUGGCGGAGGGCGAGCGGCUCUACCUAUGCGGAGAAUUCUCUAAAGCCGCCCAGAGCUUCAGCAACGCUCUUCACCUUCAAAAUGGAGACAAGAACUGCCUGGUUGCCCGCUCCAAGUGCUACCUGAAAUUGGGAGACUUGGAGAAAUCCCUGAAGGAUGCAGAGGCUUCACUCCAGGGUGAUCCAACUUUCUGCAAGGGGAUUUUACAAAAAGCCGAGACCCUGUACACCAUGGGAGACUUUGAGUUUGCCUUGGUGUUUUAUCAUCGAGGCUACAAGCUGCGGCCUGACCGGGAAUUCAAAGUUGGAAUUCAGAAAGCCCAGGAAGCCAUAAACAACUCAGUGGGAAGUCCUUCUUCAAUUAAGCUGGAGAACAAAGGAGACCUCUUCUUUUUAAGCAAGCAGGCUGAGCAUAAGAAAGCCCAGCAGAAGCCUCAUCCCGUGAGGCACCUCUUGCACGACACCAAGAGAGAAUCCAAGCGGAAGGGCUCGCUCAAGAGUGAGAAGACGGUCCGCCAGCUCCUGGGGGAGCUCUACGUGGACAAGGAGUAUCUGGAGAAGCUCCUACUGGAUGAAGACCUGAUCAAAGGCACCAUCAAGCAUGGCCUGACUGUGGAGGACCUCAUCAUGACUGGCAUUAACUAUCUGGACACCCGCAGUGACUUCUGGAGGCAGCAGAAGCCGAUCUAUGCCCGGGAGCGGGACCGGAAGCUAAUGCAAGAGAAAUGGCUGCGGGACUGCAAACGCCGUCCCUCACAGACUGCCCGGUACAUCCUGAAGAGCCUUGAGGACAUUAACAUGUUGCUGACCAGUGGCAGUGCCGACGGGAGCCUUCAGAAAGCUGAGAAAGUGCUGAAGAAGAUGUUGGAAUGGAACAAAGAAGAGGUGCCCAACAAAGAUGAACUGGUUGGCAACUUGUACAGCUGCAUAGGGAAUGCCCAGAUUGAGCUGGGGCAGAUGGCGGCAGCCCUGCAGAGCCACCGAAAGGACUUGGAGAUCGCCAAGGAAUAUGACCUUCCUGAUGCCAAAUCUCGAGCCCUUGACAACAUUGGCAGAGUUUUUGCCAGAGUUGGGAAAUUCCAGCAAGCCAUUGACACGUGGGAAGAGAAGAUCCCGCUGGCAAAAACCACCCUGGAGAAGACCUGGCUGUUCCACGAGAUCGGCCGCUGCUACCUAGAGCUGGACCAGGCCUGGCAGGCCCAGACCUACGGCGAGAAGUCCCAGCAGUGUGCUGAAGAAGAGGGGGACAUUGAGUGGCAGCUGAACACCAGUGUCCUGGUGGCCCAGGCACAAGAAUACCAAGUGAAAAAUGAAAUCGCCCCAGGUCACAUGGCUAGAAGUGAUGGAGCUGGGACUAGAACCUGGUUCCAUCUGACUCCAGAGCACAGCCUGAUCAUCACUGUGCUCAACCUUCCCCUCCCAGUGAAGCUGAGAGACUUCGAGUCAGCCGUGAGCAACUUCGAGAAGGCCCUGGAGAGAGCAAAGCUUGUCCAUAACAACGAGGCACAGCAGGCCAUCAUCAGCGCCUUGGAUGAUGCCAACAAGGGUAUCAUUGAAGAACUGAAGAAGACCAACUACAGGGAGCAUCUUAAAGAUAAGAAAGAGAAAGAAGAGACCACUGAAUUGAAAGAAGAAACAACACUGAAUGGAAAGAAAGUUGAGGAGAAGGAAAUAAGAAAAGAGAGAGAGAGAGAGGAAACCGAGAAGGUGAUGAAGCAGUGGGAAAGAGAGCAGAGUGAGACCGAGAGAGACUUAGAAGAAGAGUCCUUUCAGGAAGAUUUGAAAAGCACAGUGCUAAGAAAAGAAAAAAGCAGGCAGAGACUGGAAGCCAGCUCCUCGAGAAAAAAAGAAUUUGGAGAAUUGGGAAUAAGGGGAAGAAGAGAUUCCGACAUCAGCAAAAAACUGUCAGGAAAAUUAGGCACAAGGGAGUCAGGAGAAACAGGCGGGAAACUACUAGAAGUGGGCAGAAGAAAAUCAAGAGAAAUUUAUAGAAGGCCUUCAGGGGAAUUAGGUGAGACAUCCUCAGAAGAAUUAAGCUGGAGAGAAUCAGGAGGACUAGAGAAGAAACUUUCAGAAGUAGGAAAAAGAGAGUCGAAAGAACUGGGAAAAACAAAAUUAGGAGAAAUAGAAAUGGAAAAAAACAGAAAAUGCUGAAGUAAUGGAAAAAGAUGAAAUGGAAGAUGAAUAAAGCCAUUGUUGAGAAGCAUUAGGGAUCAGGAAGCCGGAGUUCCCAGGGAUCAUGGGGAUCUUAUUUAAAUUGAUUUUCAAGCUGAGAUUUAUCUUGAAUAGGAAAAAAUGGGGGACUGGGCCCCACUGAUCACCUCUGCCUUUUUCUGUCACUAUUUUCCCUUUAAAU